UGUAUCUCCAAAGCCCUACCACGAACACCCAAAUUCGGGAAAACCUAAUUCUCAAUCUUAAAAUUUUCUCUCUUCAAUUGGUUUUCUUUUCAUUCUAAGCUCUGUUAAACGUCACGAAAAUGGAAAGUCCACUCACAAACGGUGUCGUGUUGGACAGUUCCGUGGGCUUUGCACUGGAAACUAUGGUUAUCGAAACUGCCAUUGCUGCUACUAAGUCAGUCGCUUGGUUGGUGAUGAUGAUGAUGGGAACUAUGCCUAAUGGAAUCGAUAUCCUCAUCAAAGAGCCUAAAGCAUAUGCAAGGUUUCCGCUUGCUCUUCUUCCGGUGAGAAAGCCUGGUCUGGAGAACAAGGAUGCUGGUGACACUGAGGAUGACGAUGAUGAGGAGGAAAAUGAAGCAGCAGGUGAUGAAGAUGAUGAUGCUGGUGAGGAGGAAGAUGGAUUGGGAAAAGACGGUGAAGGUGAAGAUGGAGGGGAUGCAGAGGAUGAACCGGUGGCCAACGGUGAUGGAGCAAGUGGAGAUGAGGAUGACGACGACGACGACGAUGAUGGAGGUGAAUAUGAAGAAGAGGAAGAGGGGGAAGAAGAUGAAGAAGAGGAGGAGCUUCAGCCACCGGCUAAAAGGCGAAAAUGACCUUAGGAUCACUUUCCCUUGUUUCCCGUUUCGUCUUGCCAAGGUUGCGGAUUGGAUUAGAGAUUAGAAACUGUGACAUUUUCGAAACCAGACAUGUUUUAUAUUUCCUAACAUACACUUAUUGUAUCAUUAUAUAUGUU
This is a messenger RNA of Hibiscus syriacus, 772 nucleotides long. Its product is annotated as mitotic apparatus protein p62-like. The transcript has 4 exons. Bases 120 to 632 code for a protein of 170 amino acids. The record is from RefSeq and is a predicted model, not a curated record. Lineage: Eukaryota; Viridiplantae; Streptophyta; Magnoliopsida; Malvales; Malvaceae.